This is a messenger RNA of Pollicipes pollicipes, 402 nucleotides long. RefSeq names its product ankyrin repeat and SAM domain-containing protein 3-like. The transcript is spliced from 2 exons. Gene Ontology annotation, cellular component: cytoplasm. NCBI's taxonomy places the organism in Eukaryota, Metazoa, Arthropoda, Thecostraca, Pollicipedomorpha, Pollicipedidae. Gene Ontology annotation, molecular function: protein binding. The annotation marks the transcript as partial. The record is from RefSeq and is a predicted model, not a curated record.
GCCGACCUGGCCGCGCUGCUCUCCGCCAUCGGUCUGCAGAAGUACCAGCCGAUGCUGGAGCGGCAGGAGGUGGACCUGCAGGUGUUCCUGGUGAUGACGGACGAGGACUUGAAGGAGGCGGGCAUCACGCUGCUCGGGCCGCGCCGCAAGAUGACUAGCGCGAUCGCACGCUGGCAUCGUAACGCGCCGCUCACUCCUGGCCCGGAGCGCGCGUACGCUGACCGCGUGGCGCGCGCCAGCGAGGAGACGGAGCGCAGGCUGCGCGAGGCGGCCGGCCGCCAGCAGAGCAGCGACUGGAGUGUCAGCCAAGAGCACCAGCUGCGCGCGCUCACCGAGACCCUGCUGGUGGAGGAGCGCCGCCAGCUGGUUGUUACCGGCUCCGUGAUCCGAAGGGUGAUGUAG